GACUGAAUAGUGUUAGCUUGAGUUGAGACCUUAGGCUUAGAGUGUAUGUUUUCUAAGGUCUCGUAUUCAAUUUUCUUUUCCAACAAUUUCGGUGGCUAGUUCAUACCGAGUUUUGGUCUUUAAAUGGACCGUCACAAAUAAACAGUAGGAUUGGUCCUCGGUGGCUAGUUCAUACAGAGUUUUGGUCUUUAAAUGGACCGUCACAAAUAACCGGUGAAAUUGGUCCUCUCAAAUUAGUCGGUCUUUACGUCAAAUAUCAAGUUUUAAAUAAAUAAAUAAAGUUGACAAUAAAAUAAAAUCCACAGUGCGUGGAUAUGGGAGAGUGCACGUGUCAUACCCUGAGUUGUAGCUUUGUUGUGGUGUUCUGAACAGAUAUCACAAAUGCAAAAGGGCUGUUUUGGAUUCCUUCAUCCUUAAAACGCUACCAAGGUAAGUAACUCAUAACAAUCACUUCUUCUUUUCUCUAGCUACAUUGUAAUGUCCAUUGAAUCACAUGUUUAUAGAUUUUGUUUGUAAUUACUCUACUUUGAGAAAUUCAUGUUGGUUAGUACUUAGUACUCAUUGUUCAUCAUUUUACUAGAUCAUGCUUGUAUUACAUUGAUACCUUAUCCCUUAGCUUAGGAUCAGAUAAGUAGCUAAGAAAUGCAAAAGUAGCUUCUAUGAUUAACCACUAGCUACAAGCUAACUUAUCAAAAUUUCAUUCAUAAAUUCUUGAUUAUUAUUAUUAGCCAAACAAGGUUUUGUAUAGAAAAUAUGUCACUAGUUUUUACUCACCACCAGAAUAUUUUGCAUACCAAGUCCUUUGUAACUCUCAGAUUAGACCUAUGCUUACAUAAACCACUUGAGUCUAGAAUUUCUCAUUUAGUUUUCAGCUUAGUUCCUAACCAAAGUCAUGGAAAACUAUGUCUUGGUGGGACAAAAUUUGAACCUAUUAUAAAAAUCGGGCAAAACUUCUUCCGCGGUAAGACAAGAGUUGCUGUUGACGAGUAUCAACAAGACUUGCCUAAUGAAGAUGACGAUGAUGAUGAUGUCUGUCCGGUUGAAUGUGUGAGAGAAUUCACAACUGACGAGGAGUUCGGCAAAAUUUUGAAUAAGUCUAAAGGAACUGGAUCUCUAGUUGUGGUGGAUUUCUUUCGCACUUCUUGUGGAAGUUGCAAGUAUAUAGAACAAGGUUUUGCAAAGUUGUGCAGGAAAUCUGGUAGCCAUGAUGCUCCUGUUAUCUUUCUAAAGCAUAAUGUAAUCGAUGAGUAUGAUGAGGAAUCCGAGGUUGCGGAGAGACUCAGAAUCAGGGCUGUGCCUCUCUUCCACUUCUACAAAGAUGGAAAACUGUUGGAAGCAUUUCCAACCAGAGACAAAGAAAGGAUUAUUGCUGCCAUCCUCAAGUACUCAUCUCUUGAAGCAGAAGAUAUUUUGAGCUAACUUCAAACUCAAGGGACGUUAUCACGCCGCUCUCGGGGACUGUUUUUCAGAUAAACUGGUCUUUGUUGUGUGUGACAAUAUUCAUUAAACAACAUUCAGUAUUUAUACUCAGAAUAAAAUACUUGAGUCCUUUCAGCCUAAUUCACUUUGUUGGGAAGUAUCCAGUGGAGAGCUUAAUGUCCAUUAGACAUUAUAAAACCAAAAAAGAGUAAUAGUACCUUUAAUGUUUGAGGAUACUAGCAGAUGAGUCUGGCUAUGAAUGUGAUUCAAAACUCAAUUGAGUACAUGUAAAUUUUAUUUCAUUUGUUGUUACUUACAUAUUUGAUAUAUACUUCAAUUUAUGUUCCA
Messenger RNA from Trifolium pratense (red clover), 1767 nucleotides. RefSeq names its product thioredoxin-like 4, chloroplastic. Bases 754 to 1419 code for a protein of 221 amino acids. NCBI's taxonomy places the organism in Eukaryota, Viridiplantae, Streptophyta, Magnoliopsida, Fabales, Fabaceae. The record is from RefSeq and is a predicted model, not a curated record. Gene Ontology annotation, cellular component: chloroplast. The transcript is spliced from 3 exons.